UAUACACGACUGCUGUGCACGUAGCAGCUCAGUGUGUAGACCCGCCACCUCACAACUUGUCGACUACCCGGCGGUCCUGUUACUACAGGCAGAGUACAUGUUACUUUACCAGCGACACUUCUUAGUUUUACACAGAUCACGUGUUUUAGUAAGAUGGAUACGGUGUGCAUCAAAGAUAAAUUCGGCAACGAUCGGUGGUUUCUUGGCGAGGACAUACGGCUCCCAAUCUUCAUAGAAAAACUUAGUCUAGCGGACCGCUUGAGUUUCAUCAACAACUUUCACUUUAGACCUGACGACGUCAUUGUUGCCGGUUACAUGAGAUCAGGUAACAACUGGAUUCAUCAGAUGAUUUACAUGUUGCUGGAAGGAACCCUGGACCCGCCUCCCUUGUUUGGACCGGAUACUAACGUCAUCCUGGAGACAGCCACAGACUUUAACCGCGUCCUCCCAGCUGUCAAACCUCGCGCACUUUACACGCACCUUCUCUUCAAGGACCUGCCAAAGGUCGUCACUGAAAAAAAGGUCAAGGUGGUGCACAUCACAAGGAACCUCAAGGAUGUCUUCGUGUCUUUGUAUUGUCUUUUAGAAAAAUAUCCUCUCCGCCAAUAUUAUCCACCGUGGCCAGAGUUUUUUUCUACAAUGCUAGAUGAUGGCGUGUCAUAUGGAGAUGUCUUUCACCACGUGACAAGCUGGGAGAAGGCGAUCGACGAUCAUCCUGAGCAUCCAUUUUACUGUGUGACGUACGAGGAGCUGACACAAAAUGGUGUUGAUCAGCUGGAAAGUAUUGACCAGUUCCUGGAGACAAACAGAGGAAGACCUUUCUGCCAGGCGGUGGUUGAGAAAUGUCACAUCAACAACAUGGUUAAUCUGCGAAUAGCAAAAGACUCUAAAUUUAAUUGGACCACAUUUUAUCGAAAAGGAGUUGUAGGAGACUGGAAGAACUGGUUCACUGUGGCGCAGAACGAGGAGUUCGAGGAGGUCGUCCGAAAGAAGAUGGCCGGCUACAAAAGUCUCCUUCGUUACCAACUUGAAUAAUUAAAUCAACACAUUGUAAAUCCCAGUACCAGCACAUAGUGUCUUUUAUCAGACAAUUCAUUCUUUGUUGUUCUCGAUAUUCCAGACUUUGUCACUAUUGUUUUAGUACUCAUAAAUUUGUGUAAAUCCCUACCCCAUUCUGUUGAUCUCCGUCUGCUGCUGUUAUAAUGAGUAAACAGGAAACGAUGCUCUUUCUCAAUAAAAACAGAAACUCUAGAAACCGACAGGAAGAACAGUGUUUUAAUGCGGACACUUAGCUAUGGAUAAAUAUCGUCUCCAAAAAAGUAAUCAUAAAGCUACGUUAUGUCCAUAAAGUCAGUCUGUCUAAUGACUCCUAUUAGUGUACAGGCUACAUACUCACACGAAAGCGUACACAAGAACAAUAAGGUAUUGUCAAUGUGGUGAACGAUAGUCAUUACAUAGAGCUGUCGGGGAGACUCUUUAUAAUCAGAAAAGUGAAUGCAACCUUAUAUUUGAAUGCCGUUGAAAGCACUGAUGAUCCCAUUCUGUCUCGUCAGGCGUGUUGGUGUGCACGGCUUGGUGUAUGUCCAAACUAUGAAUGUGUGAUUAAGACAAAAGAUAAAAAAAUAUUGUGUGUUGUCGGUGGCACGUGUCGCCAGAGUUGACUUUCCUUGAAAAAAAGUUGGAAAGGAGUGAAGGUAAUUUUUUGCACGUUCUCUAAGGGACUGAGUUUAUGGAGGUCACUGUUGAGAUCACGUGAGUACUUGACCCUUUCGUGAACCUGUACAUGAGUUCGGGGUACAGCGAUAGAUGAUGUAUGCAAUCAUUCUCCUACAUGGUCUUACCUGAGCACAGUGCUGGGAGUGCUGUGCAUCGUCAAACACUGAAAUCCUUUAGGGGGCAGUUGGAGUUUGUAUUGCAAAUAUGUUAAUGUGUUUUCGAAAAACAAAAAAAUUGUAUAUUAGACAAAUGUACAGUGAACAUCUUGUCCUAUUUAGAUGCAGUAAUAACUCUGAGACAAAAGUUGUCAUUAAUUUAAUUUUACUGCUUGCAAAAGCUUACCUACAGUCUUGUGGAUUUCCAAAGCCAUCCCCCACAUAGAACCCUUUAUUACAAUAUUAUAAAACGAUAUAUAAUUAAAAAAUUUAAUGAAUGUUUAAAAGUAACCGAAGAAAAUUUUGCUAACACUGGUUACAGAAUAAAUAACUUGUGAACUAGACAAAUACUGAUUUGAGAUAAGUUUAUAAUCGCUAUAUGAUUACUUAAAACUAAGCAUGGUAAUAUAUUAUGUAAAUUAUUGUUACUGUGCUGUUAGUUUAUGGCACAAGGAAUGAAAAGCGCCAGCUAUGAUGUCUGUGCUUGACUUUGUUGAGGUGUGAAAAUAAAACAUACUUUGUGGUGUAAAAUUUUACAUCGUUUGCCUGCUUUGCAGAUAGAUGUGCUUUUAAAUAACUGUAACCUUUUGUGCAUAUGUUUCUUUUAUAUUGUAAAACAUAGUAGUUUAUGAGUUACAUAUAUUGGAGACAAAAUAAAUGUUUUUAAAAAAG
Molecule: messenger RNA, 2543 nt
Organism: Pomacea canaliculata
Lineage: Eukaryota; Metazoa; Mollusca; Gastropoda; Architaenioglossa; Ampullariidae
Product: sulfotransferase family cytosolic 1B member 1-like
Exons: 5
Coding region: 154-1035 (293 amino acids)
Biological process (GO): sulfation
Cellular component (GO): cytoplasm
Molecular function (GO): sulfotransferase activity
Source: RefSeq, a predicted model, not a curated record